This is a messenger RNA of Bufo bufo (common toad), 2490 nucleotides long. RefSeq names its product RNA binding region (RNP1, RRM) containing 3 (gene RNPC3). Gene Ontology annotation, biological process: mRNA splicing, via spliceosome. Gene Ontology annotation, molecular function: protein binding; U12 snRNA binding; pre-mRNA intronic binding. The coding region runs from base 35 to 1528 and encodes 497 amino acids. The transcript is spliced from 15 exons. NCBI's taxonomy places the organism in Eukaryota, Metazoa, Chordata, Amphibia, Anura, Bufonidae. Gene Ontology annotation, cellular component: U12-type spliceosomal complex. The record is from RefSeq and is a predicted model, not a curated record.
UUGGCGGAAGUCAGGCUAGACGAGUAAUGGAAGAAUGGAUUGUGAGGGUAGGAAGACCCUGCUGGUGCGGCACCUUCCUGCUGAACUGAGUCCGGAGGAGCGGAGAGAGCUGCUGGAGAAGAGCGGGGCGGAGAGCGUCCGGUUGUGUUACGGGAGAACUCGCGGGAGUUUGAAACAUGGGGCAUUUGCAACCUAUCGAAAUGAAUAUGCCGCUGCAAAGGCUCUUUCAGUGCUUCACCAGCUCCAAGUGCUCGGCCAUACUCUGGUUGUUGAAUAUGCAAAGGAGGAUCAUGUCCACCUACCUGACCAACCUGCCUGUUCUGAGAAGAAAAAAAGCUCUGGAGAAAAAGCAGAUGAAAAAAAAGAUUCCAAGCCUCCCGACCAGGUCUCCAUUGAGAGAGGAAUCGCACCAAAUCACGGACUUGUCUUUCCAAUACGAUCCAGUCUCAAGUACUUAUACCCUCCUCCAACAAGCACUGUAUUGGCUAACAUUGCAAAUGCCUUGGCUAGUGUACCCAAAUUCUAUGUGCAGGUUUUACACUUAAUGAAUAAAAUGAAUUUGCCAGCCCCUUUUGGACCGCUUACUGCACAGCCUCCCUUGCAUGCAGACUAUUUGGCUAUGCCAUCCCCAUACCCUCCCGUCCCACCGGACCUCCCUGAGAACCCUCCAUUGCCAGAGUUGGAUGAUGAUUAUGAUAUGGAUGUUUCCAGCAGAGAAGAGUCUGAAUAUGAAAGUGGAGAGGAAGAAGAAAAAGAGAGGACGGCUCGUCUUCUUAAAGAGCUGGCGGAUAUGCUGCCCAAGAGACCAAGGAUUAAAAAACAGUCUCGUCCACGGAAAAAGAUGAAGAUAAAAGAUCUAAUAACUGUUCCUGCUGUACAGCACAGCCAUCCACAUGCGCCUUUAUUGCCUUCUGAGGUCUUUGAGCAACCAAGUGUAAUUAGGCAGAAGAAAAUGGAACUUCACAUUCCUGCUGACAUAGCCCCAGCUACAGAUGCCUUUAAUUCAAGUUUGGAAACCAAAAUGGCUCCUGAGGGAAAUGGAGAGAUUAUUGGAUUUGGGAAGAUCUAUCCAGUUAAUGAGCCCAAUGAUGAUGAGGAGGAGAAUGAGGAAGAUGAUGAUGAUUUGCCAAAGGAAUUUAUUUCCAGGAGGGAGCUGGAGAAGGGCAGGCUUUCUAAAGAAGAAACUCGAAAGCUCUCUGUGUUUAAGAACUAUGAGCCCGGGGAGCCAAAUUGUAGACUCUACGUGAAAAACUUAUCCAAACAAGUUACAGAGAAGGAUCUGAAGUUUAUAUUUGGGAAAUUUAUUGACUUUUCAUCUGACACUGAAAAAAUCAUGUUUGACAUUCGUCUGAUGACAGAAGGCCGGAUGAAGGGACAAGCUUUUAUAGGCUUUCCUAAUGAAGAUGUUGCAGCAAAGGCUUUGAAACACACACACGGAUACGUACUUUGUGACAGGCCAAUGGUCAUUCAAUUUGCACGCUCUGCUCGUCCUAAGCCUGCCCCCGACAAGACAAAGACUAAGCGAUAGCAGUCAAGAUGGCCGUGUAACUUCUGUUUGACAUGAAAAAAGUGUAUCCUUUCCUGUUGUAUCCUUUGCGAUUGAUUUCUUUAAACCCCACACAAGCAACAGUGCUGUAAGAUCGAGUGCUGUAAUUAAUGCAUUUUUGUCAUUUUUCUGUUCUGUGUAUUACUUUGUAGGUGGCGAGCAAUCUAAAACCACAUUUUAGUCAUGUAUUGAUUCAUUUCUUUGCAAUAUAAAGUUCCAGCAAAGAAAAAAAAAGUCAAAUGAUAGUCUUCUGGCUGUCCUUAGCCACCACUAGAGGGAGCUUAUGAGCUUACUGUAGUUAAUUAUGCAGUGCACUAAAUAAUGCAGUCAUAUGCACUAAGCACUUAAUCUCCCUCUGGUGGUAGCUCCAAGCAGCCAGGAUUUUAUCUUUUAACAUUGUCUUUGUAGGGGUUUGGAGCUCUGUGUCAGAAUAGGGAGCUCUGACUCUUAUAAGUCUAAUUGACACAGAAUGCUUAACCUUUAAACAAUGUAGCGUUAAAGGGGAUAUCCAAGAUUGAAAAACUGAGUCUGCAUUUAUUUUUGUGUAAACAGCACCAUUCACAUGAAUAGGGAUGACUCGCACUCCCGGGUAUGGGCAAGUGUACUGUUUAGGUAAAUAAAAGCAGAUCCUUACUCUUUCUAAUCAUGGACAACAAAUUGGAAACACACUUUAAGCCUAGUUGGACUGAACUGGUUACUCCACUCUGCUCCUGUUCAAGUGAAUGGGAGCAGUGCUGCCGUAACUAGCUGCGCCCACUGCACAAUGGACGGAGCUGUGGAGUUUCAGGGUCCAAGCUACUCCCAAACAGCUGACUGGCUUGGUGUCUGACCCCUAUCCUUCCUGAUAUUCUUUGUGAAAGGGGUUAGAUGACACUUUUUUUUCUUAAUUUGUGCUCUGCCCAGCUCCCUGGUAUCUUUUUUCAGUGUCUGACAUCUCUUUUAAA